Messenger RNA from Stomoxys calcitrans (stable fly), 924 nucleotides. It is a transcript of the gene CIAPIN1, whose product is annotated as anamorsin homolog. Gene Ontology annotation, cellular component: cytoplasm. Gene Ontology annotation, molecular function: iron-sulfur cluster binding. Gene Ontology annotation, biological process: iron-sulfur cluster assembly. Lineage: Eukaryota; Metazoa; Arthropoda; Insecta; Diptera; Muscidae. The record is from RefSeq and is a predicted model, not a curated record. The transcript is spliced from 4 exons. Bases 92 to 850 code for a protein of 252 amino acids.
AUAUGUUUAAUUAUCACAGCUGUUUUUGAUGAAAUUGUAAAGUGAAGGGUUUUCAAUUUGUUUAAAGCCAAGUUCAGUGUAGCUAUAAAGUAUGGAGCAAUUUAAAGGAUUACAAAAGACAUUGUACGUCUGGUCAACCUCGGAUGGUUUGGAGAAGCAAGUCAGCGAACUUAAAACAGCCACAGGAGGCGAAGUGCAAGUGGAGAACAUCAACCGAUUGACUCUUGCGUCUUAUGCAAAUGCGUCAUUCGAUUUAUUAGUCAUAGAAAAUGCCCAAUUAACUGAUGCUUUUGGUAAAUUGUUGCAAUUGUUAAAACCCAAGGGAAAAUUACAUCUACUCUCCUAUGUGGGCAGCACCGAAAGUAUUUUGCAGGAAUUGAAAUUGUCAGGUUUUUUAAAUAACACUACAAAGGAUGGAACCAUAACAGGCGAGAAGCCAGGCUACGAGACAGGAUCUGCAGUGAAGUUGUCCUUUGCCAAAGCAAAACCCCAUCAAAAGCCAGCAGCUGUAUGGAAAAUUGAUGGUGACGAAGAUGAAGAGGAUCUAAUCAAUGAAGAUGAUUUGUUGGAUGAAGAGGACAAGAAGAAGCCAGAUCCGGAAUCAUUAAGAGUUUGUGGUACAACUGGCAAAAGAAAGGCUUGCAAAGAUUGUUCCUGUGGCCUAGCUGAGGAGUUAGAGGCUGAAAAACAAAACACUAAGGUUGAGACAAAAAAUGCCAAGUCCAGCUGUGGCAGUUGCUAUUUAGGAGAUGCUUUCCGUUGUUCCACUUGCCCUUAUUUGGGUAUGCCAGCUUUUAAACCUGGUGAAAAAGUACAAUUGGCUGGAAAUCUUUUAAAAUCGGAUGUUUGAAGAAACUUUGCUUAUAAAUCGAUUCUAAAAUGCUGUAAAAUUCCAAAAAAUAUAAAAUUUUUUAAGUUUUAAAA